Molecule: messenger RNA, 843 nt
Organism: Meloidogyne enterolobii
Lineage: Eukaryota; Metazoa; Nematoda; Chromadorea; Rhabditida; Meloidogynidae
Source: the annotation of a GenBank genome assembly
AUGUUUGUUCGUCUUCCGAGUGAGGUCCAUUUGGACAUAGCCAAAUGCCUCAACUUUAAUCAGUUAUUUUUUGUUAAACAAGUCAAUCGCUACUUUUCUUCGUUUAUUGGCAAAUAUGAGGGGGAAUUGGCUCGCAAAUUUUUCAAGCAUAUCGGACCGAUCGAACUUGAGUACUUUUAUAAACAACACAAAAGAGAGAAUGGUCAGCUUGAUUACAAAAUUGUAUCUCUUCAAGAGCUUGGACGUUAUGUUGUUCGUUUUUCGUUGGAUAAAUGGCUUAAGGAGAGGUGGGAAACCGCAAUAGAUAUAGAAACUCGUACGUAUUGCUAUACAGGUCGUUGGGACCGUCCGAAAUAUUACCAUUAUUUGCGUUUAACGGAUGGUAUUAACUUUACAAUUAAUAUUGUUAAGGUUCAAUUAUUUCUAGAAUCUCGUCAUUUAAUCUUGCAAUUGCCUCCGUUUCCAGAGUAUAUUGAAGAACUGCAAAUUAUUCGUUUUUGGUUACUCCAGCUGUUCAAUUGUUCUUUUGAAGAAGUUGACUUUACAUUUGCUACAUUCAAUCCUUCAAUGAUUAAAUUACUUUUUGACACCGACAAAACAAUUUCUACCAAAUUUCUUACUAGACGUGCAACAAUAUUUGACUCAGUUCCUAGAUUAAGAAAUAUUUUCAAAAACAAUCUGACAAUUUUGGAAAGUCUUAAAAUAAAACCUAGUUGGGCAGUGGAGAAUUAUCGUGUUUUGUUGCCAAUAUUUUUCAAUAAAAUUCCUUAUGUUUUUUCCGAUCAUGAUGCAUAUCCUACGCUUUGCAACUUGAUUUUGGAUGUAAGUUUAACUUUUGCUUAG